Messenger RNA from Eimeria necatrix, 774 nucleotides. Its product is annotated as DNA polymerase , related. Gene Ontology annotation, cellular component: nucleus; zeta DNA polymerase complex. Bases 1 to 774 code for a protein of 257 amino acids. The record is from RefSeq and is a predicted model, not a curated record. The transcript has a single exon. Lineage: Eukaryota; Apicomplexa; Conoidasida; Eucoccidiorida; Eimeriidae. Gene Ontology annotation, biological process: double-strand break repair via homologous recombination; error-prone translesion synthesis. Gene Ontology annotation, molecular function: DNA-directed DNA polymerase activity.
AUGGAUGCGCGUUUUGGCCUCCGCGAGGCCCAAACACCUCCGGGGGCCUAUUCUUUAGGACGCGCCCAGCUGUUAAGAGCUUCCUUGCCUCAAGGAGAGCUGCCGGGCAUGGCUGUGACAGCGGCAGUGAUAGAAGUUGCUUUGGACCCCCCCAUCAAGGGGAUAGAUCCACUGGUGUCUGAAGUGUGUGGGAGGCCCUUGAGUCGGGUACCGGUAAUAAGAAUAUACGGGCCCUGGGGCCCCGGAGGACCGCACUGCUGCCUGAACUUGCACGGCCUCUUUCCUUAUUUCUAUGUUCCAGUACCUCCGGAGGCUUAUGGAAAUGGCGCCCCUUCCUUUCUACGCGCCUUUGCCCGUCGUCUGGUGCUGCAAGCAGACCGGCUCAUGGCAUCCAAGGCUCGUAGUUCUAGGGGUUCACGCUUUGUCAGAGGAGGUGGCUCUGGACAACCUUACGUGGGGGACGGACUUGGGCCGAGUGGGAGGACAAAUCUGAGCGGGGCGCCUCCACCGCUUGUGCACAAAAUAGAGGUAGUGAAGAGACUACCGUUCUAUGGAUACCACAGGGAAUUUCAUGCUUUUUUAAAGAUAUCGUUAACGAUCCCGAGUAUGGUGGGACCCCUGGCUGGACUGUUGCUGCAGGGAAUAGUUACAGGAUCCCCUCUGCAACCGUUUGAAGUGCACUUGAAUUUCCAGGUGAGUUCACUUAUCUGCAUUCAUCCUUAUGCUCCUUGCAUGCCUCUGACAGAAAAUGAGAGACAGGAAGGGACUGGAUAA